CUCUGGAUCACAACCAACUGUUCAGGGAUGGGCAGGGCAGGGCUGGAGCUCCCUCACGUCACUGCCGCGUGUCGCCAGGGCGGGGACUUUGCCACCCCGGACAGCCACCAAAGCUCUGCCCAUCUGUGCCAGGGACCCGCGCGGGACAGCAGCUGUCAGUGCCCUGGACAGAGACAAUAACAGAUUGACCAGAUCCGAGCAGGAUGGCAACAGUCAAGGGUGUGUCAGCUUUCAGUGCUGAGCAAGAAGCACAGGCACUAAGGAAGGCCAUGAAGGGACUUGGCACAGAUGAAGAUGCCAUCAUUGAGACCUUGACCAAACUGAACGUUUCCCAACGUCAGCAAGUUCUGAUCACCUACAAAAGCACUAUUGGCAGGGAUUUGAUUGAUGACUUGAAGUCUGAGCUGAGUGGGAAUUUUGAAAGGGUGAUCAUUGGUUUGAUGACUCCUACCACCAUGUAUGACGUGCAUGAGCUGAGGAGGGCUCUAAAGGGAGCAGGGACAGAUGAAGGCUGCCUGAUUGAAAUCCUGGCUUCUCGCACCAACGCGGAGAUCCGGCACAUCAAUGAGAACUACAAACUGCAGUACGGCUCCACCCUGGAGGACGACAUUGUCUCUGACACCUCCUCCAUGUUCCGCAGGGUCCUCGUGUCCCUCGCCACGGGCAACAGAGAUGAGGGAACAUUCGUGGAUGAGGGCCUUGCUCAACAAGAUGCUCAGGCCCUGUAUGAAGCUGGGGAGAAGAAAUGGGGAACAGAUGAGGUGCAGUUCAUGUCCAUCCUCUGCACAAGGAACAGGUGCCACCUGCUCAGAGUUUUUGAUGUGUACAGAGUGAUUGCUAAUAAGGACAUCACAGACAGCAUUAAAUCCGAGAUGUCAGGAGACCUUGAGGAUGCUUUGUUAGCUGUGGUAAAGUGCAUGAGGAAUAAACCUGCUUAUUUUGCUGAAAGAUUGUACAAAUCCAUGAAGGGCCUGGGCACUGAUGACAGCACGCUGAUCCGGGUGAUGGUGUCCCGUGCUGAGAUAGACAUGCUCUACAUCAGGAGGGAGUUCCUGGCCAUGUAUGGAAAAUCACUCCACUCCUUCAUUAAGGGAGACUGCUCAGGGGACUACAGGAAAGUUCUGCUCAGGCUGUGUGGUGGGGAGGAUUAAAGGAGGCCUGGAGAACCUGCUGGGUGAUGGGAAGCAGCUGAUCAUAGAAUGGUUGAGUUGGAAAAGACCUUUAAAAUCAUCGAGCCCAAUCAUGAUAAAGAUUUCUUUCUUUAAUUUUUUUUUUUUCCCAAAUGCCUUAUUAAUUACUCUGAUUACUGACUUAGGUUAGUUCAUGUUCUGGUUAGAUAGUGGCCAUUCUGGUUGACCCUUUUGGUACACUUUUAUGCUUGGAACACCCCUUUGCCUACUAACUGGGCUGGUGAAGCCCAACGUACACAGAAUGCUGUAACCAAAGGUAUAGAAGUUGUUUCCUGAGCAGCUGCCCCUCUGCUGUUGUGUUCACCAGCAAAACACAUCAGCUAAAGCAAACCCGAGAGCGAGAGGCUGCACAGGCAAAAGGCAACCUCAUUGGUACAUGGGGUCUGCAGAAGAUGGCUUUGCUUCAGUUUUUCAGUAGAAUUAAAACACAAAGAAACCAAAUAUCUAAAAUACAAACAUGUUUACAUAUUAACUUGCUUCUGUUAGUGUGGAGCAUUAACAGCCUGGCUGUGCUGUGUGUAUAUGUUGCUGUCACUGGUGACAUGAGAAAAACCUUUUUCUGCCCUGGUUAGAGCAGCCCCGUGUUUUUGGUCUGUCUGCUGGAUCAUGGGAGUAUAAAUAAUGUGGGUUACAUUAUAAACCCUGCUCUGGAUAAAGUGAUGUCAUUGGAAUCGUGCCUUUUUAAGGAAUGACCUGUCCCCAAAACCCUACCUCACCAGCCUGGUGCUGGAACAUGUCCCCAAAUGUCCCUGAGGUGAUUCCCCAGGCCUGCCUGGGACAGGUCCCCAGAUGUCCCUGAGGUGAUUCCCCAGACCUGCCUGGGACAUGUCCCCAGAUGUCCCUGAGGUGAUUCCCCAGGCCUGCCUGGGACAUGUCCCCAGAUGUCCCUGAGGUGAUUCCCCAGACCUGCCUGGGACAGGUCCCCAGAUGUCCCUGAGUGAUUCCCCAGGCCUGCCUGGGACACCUGCCCACAUCUCCCCACACCUGUCCCAUGUCACAGUCCCACAGGGGACGCGUGUUGUGCCUGGGCCUCACGUGGAUGUCCCCAUCAGCCUCUGGGAGAGACUUCUCCCCAGACCCUACCCACCUGCCUGUUCCCUGUUUGCUCUCCAGAGGUGGGACCCUGCUUUGCCUUAGCAAUUUGUGUUCCACCACUGGUGAAUAAUCCUGUUCUGAAGGAUCAGCCUGAGGCUGCAUUGGCACAGCUCCAGCACUGAGGUGGCUACACCCAAUUCCAUCCCUCAUCUUCCUCUAAAACAGGCUGCUGCUGCCUGGAGAUGCCUCUGUAGCCUCCAAUAAAAUAAUUUUCUUUCUCGUUCUCUGGGCUGCCAUUGGAGACACAUUCCUGAGUUUUGCCAGCAGAGGAGGCAGAGCUUUAUCCAGUUCUUCUGAGGGGAAAAGCCCAGCACAGCACUGCAGCUGGGAAGGGUUUCAGUGCCUUGGCUCGGGUUGGGUUUCAGAGCGUUGAAAAAUGAAUAAAGAAUUUGUUUCUGCA
Serinus canaria (Common canary) is the source of this 2685-nucleotide messenger RNA. RefSeq names its product annexin A4 (gene ANXA4). Gene Ontology annotation, molecular function: calcium ion binding; calcium-dependent phospholipid binding. The record is from RefSeq and is a predicted model, not a curated record. The coding region runs from base 204 to 1151 and encodes 315 amino acids. Lineage: Eukaryota; Metazoa; Chordata; Aves; Passeriformes; Fringillidae. The transcript has 14 exons. Gene Ontology annotation, cellular component: cytoplasm.